AUGCCUGCAGGACUACUGAUGUUCCUGACUGAGGAGGAAAUUGACAUUGAGGGAGUUGGUGGUGUUGCUUGCAGUAGCUUGGGUCACAUUAAAGGGGACCUUUUGAUUGACAUCAGUAAUGGAGCCUUCAUUCAUCAUCUCUAUUCAGCCAGUGAGUUUUUCAAACAGAUCCUUGUGCUGAAGUGCGCUGAGAAAUGCAUCAUGGAACUGAACCGAUGGAUUAACAAGCGUACAGGAGCGUUUGAUUGGUCGCACAUUUCUGCAUAUUGUAAAGUCACAGAAGGAAACAGUGACCAGUGUGAGGGCAAUGAUACAAUGUUGAAGAAAGCAAUUGCAGAGAUCCUGAAAUGUGACUUUAAUAAAAAAAAUCUCGCAGAACCAAAGGUGCUACCACCAGCAGACUGUGUGAUCACUGCGUGGCUGCUGGCACUCCUCAGCAAAGACAAAUAUGAUUAUAAAAUGUAUUUCAGGAAAUUUGUGCAGCUACUAAAACCUGAAGGAAACCUGAUAUUGGUUGGGUCUUUUAAUGCAACUUAUAUAAUGAUUGGUCAGGACAAGUUACAUUCAUUCAAAUAUGAUGAGAGCUUUAUAAGAAAGGUUCUCAGUAAUGAAGGGUUUAUUAUUGAUCACUGGGCAAUACAGAAAAAAACAUCAUUGAGUAACCUUUGUGACUAUGAGGCAAUCUAUGUUCUCACAGCUCACAGAAAGAAAUGA
Molecule: messenger RNA, 714 nt
Organism: Pseudophryne corroboree (corroboree frog)
Lineage: Eukaryota; Metazoa; Chordata; Amphibia; Anura; Myobatrachidae
Product: nicotinamide N-methyltransferase-like
Exons: 3
Coding region: 1-714 (237 amino acids)
Cellular component (GO): cytosol
Molecular function (GO): N-methyltransferase activity
Source: RefSeq, a predicted model, not a curated record